This is a messenger RNA of Equus caballus (horse), 1707 nucleotides long. RefSeq names its product transmembrane protein 220 (gene TMEM220). The record is from RefSeq and is a predicted model, not a curated record. Lineage: Eukaryota; Metazoa; Chordata; Mammalia; Perissodactyla; Equidae.
GGCCGGGCCGCGGCGGGGCGGGGCGCAAGGACGGCCGGCCCGAUGGACUCGGGCCCUGGCCGAGCCGAUGGCGGCGGGGCGCUGGGCGCCUGGCCUGUGGCGGGCCUGCAACUGGCUCAUGGCCGCCUUCUUCGCGCUGGCGGCCGUGGUGCAGGUAAAUGAUCCAGAUGCUGAAGUCUGGGUGAUGGUGUAUAUGAUACCUGCAGUGCUGACUCUCCUUGUUGGACUCAACCCCCUUGUCACAGGGAACUUUAUUUGGAAGAGUGUCUCUGCAAUACACAUAUUCUUCUGCAUCACGUGGGCUGUCGGCUUGGCAUACUACCUCCUGCUUCAUACACAACAGAACAUCAUACAUGAGGAAGAAGGCAGGGAGCUGUUUGGUCUGGUGAUUAUUACGGCAUGGAUGAGCCUAUGCCACAGUUCAUCAAAGAAGCCAGUUGGUGGAAGAAUUCAGUUGGCUAUUGCCGUUGUCAUUGCUCUCUUCCCCCUUCUCUCGUGGGUCUACAUAUAUGCAAACAAGGAGAUGCGGUCCUCCUGGCCCACUCACUGCAAGACGGUAAUUUAAGUGAAGUCAAGAAGCCUGUUCUGAAAAUGAGGAUUUGCAAUUUCUUAUAAACAUGGUUGUAACAAGCCAACUUCCUAGCAGUUUAUUUCCGGUAAUUUGAGCUAAUACUACAGAUUUUUCUUUUUAAUACUGAGAACUUUUUAAGGUUGCCUACAAUACAGUGUAGCAUUGGAUGGGACUAGUAAGAGCAGGGUCUCACAUUCUAUUGUAUCAGAGUGUAGCAGAAAAGAACAAAAGUUGAGAAAAAUGAAUUCUAACUCAGCUUAUCACUAUCUAUGUGACUUGGGCAAAUAUAUAAAUCUCCUGGUGGAUAUGUCUUUAUCUAUAAAAUAGGAUUAAUACCAGAUCUCCUGCUUAAGUUAUACGGUUGCAAGGAUUAAACUGGAUAACAUGACAGCACUCCGAAAAUAUAAAGUGCUUACAAAGGGCCGCACAUGAUUAAAACAGAGGGAGGCAGAGUCUGGGUAACAGGACAGAAGGAGAGGCCCAACAGAGGGCUGCACCCUGAGCUAAUCUCGUAUACUGAACUGGUACAGGGCCAUGAACUGAACGAGGGCGCCAGACGAGCCAAACGAACAAGCACGUCUUGGAAAGGAAAGUCGGAUAGAAUAAAGGAAUUUGGGACCGAAAACAAUAGGGAAUAUUAAUUACAUUGUAAAUGAAAAAUAAGACCAAAAUCCACCCGUUUUUUAAAAUGAAUAUCAAAAGUAACCCCGGGGAGAAGACUGUGUUCGAGCUGUACUCUCCGAUAUGGUAGACACUAGCACAUGAUGCACUGAGCGCUUGAAAUGUGGCUAGACUGACUGAGGAAGUAAAGCUUUAAUUUUUUCAUUUUAAUUUUUAAUUUAAAAACUGCUAAUUAUUAGAAACCUUGUGUGUUUAGAACAUUUGUUUUAAGUGUGUCUGUAACAGCUUGGGUAUAUGAGUCUACUUCGACUGUAAAUUUUAUGGUAUCUAAAUACAGAUUUAGUAUUUCCAAUGAAAAUCUGGUGUCCAAAAGAACGUGCUAUGAGUCUAAAAUAUGCACUAGAUUUUAAGGAUGUAGCAUAAAAUGAAAGAAUGUAAAAAACAAUUUUUGUAUUGAUUACAUAUUGAAAGAAUAUUUUACAGAUAUUAGGUUAAAUAAAAUAUAUUAAAAUUAA